Malassezia globosa CBS 7966 is the source of this 1866-nucleotide messenger RNA. RefSeq lists its product as uncharacterized. The transcript has a single exon. The coding region runs from base 1 to 1866 and encodes 621 amino acids. Gene Ontology annotation, molecular function: ATP hydrolysis activity; ATP binding. NCBI's taxonomy places the organism in Eukaryota, Fungi, Basidiomycota, Malasseziomycetes, Malasseziales, Malasseziaceae. The record is from RefSeq and is a predicted model, not a curated record.
AUGUGGGUCGAAAAGUAUCGGCCGCGGGCAUUUACAGACUUGAUGGGCGAUGAUCGUCUGCAUCGUGAAACUCUGCGCUGGCUUAAAACAUGGGAUCCAUGCGUGUUUGGACGCGAUGCGCCGCCACCCUCUGCACGCUCGGCGCGAGGAAACGAGCCCAGCACAACCACAGACCAGCACGGACGACCCCAUGAGCGCGUGCUGCUCAUGUCUGGACCCCCGGGUCUGGGAAAGACGACACUUGCGCACGUGGUGGCUCAGCAUGCCGGCUACCGAGUGUACGAAAUGAAUGCGAGCGAUGCGCGCACCGCGGGUGAUGUGCACAACCGUGUGCGAAGUGCACUGGAGUCUGACAGCCUGCAAGGGCAUGGGCGUCCGACGCUGGUCGUGAUUGAUGAAAUUGAUGGCGCUAUGGGUGGGAAUGAAGCACUAGGCACGACGGGCUUCGUACGAGCGCUCGUCCAGCUGAUUGAACGUGGCGCACGCUCGUCACACAAAACACGUCCGCUCCUUCGCCCGAUUGUUUGUAUAUGCAAUGAUUUGUACGCGCCAGCGCUGCGUCCGCUGCGUCCUCUGGCGCGGAUCGUGCGGUUCCACCGUCCACCGACGCCCAUGAUUACGCGGCGCCUGCGUGAGAUCUGUGCGCGUGAAUGUCUAGCGGCUGAUGCGCGUGGUCUUACGAUGCUGUGCGAUGUGUCGCAUGGCGAUAUUCGUGCAUGUCUCCAUACACUGGAGCUCUUGCACCGACAGGGUGGCUCGGUGCAUGUGGAUGCGAUCCAACGCGCGUCGCUAGGCAUGAAGGACAGUGUCGUCCCGCUCCAGCACAUAUGGACGCAGCUAUUCCGUGCCCUGGACCAGCCACAUUCCUCGCUGCAUGGCUCGCGAGUUCAUGCUCUUGUGCAGGAGCUGAUCUCAUACGCAGACUAUGAUCGACUUGCGCGCGGAUGCUUCGAGCACUAUGUGCAUCUCCGUGUCCCGGGCCAGGGCUGGCAGCGGUAUGAGAGUGCUCUUGACUGGCUGCACUUUUCGCAAUCGCUCAUGCACGGCGCAUGGGGUGGCACAGGCCAGGGCUCUGCAUUUGAGUUGCUGGGCUUUGUGCCUUGGGCCUUUGUCGCGUGGCACAUGCUUUUCGCGAAUGUGGCCAAUCCCAUUCCUGAGUAUCCGCCGCGCGAGGACUAUGAACGGCAUCUUCAGCUUACAGCGACGCUGGAACUUGUCGAUACGUUGCGUGGAUGUUUGCCGGCGUCUCUUGCGCCGUUCUAUUCACGGCGCACUGUGGCUUGUGAGCUGGCCCCGGCGCUCGUGCGGAUCCUGAGUCCUGACUUGAAGGUGUCGACGCCUGUCCCAACCCGAGAGACGAAGGCUGCGCUGGACGCGCUGGUUGACACAAUGCUGAUGCUGCAGCUGUCUUUUGAGCCGGACCGUGACGAGCACGGCGUUGUGAUGUACCGGAUCCAGCCGCCCAUCGAUGUGUUUGGCCAGUACGCAGGGCAAGCGUCAGGCCUCGUCGGGCCCAGUCGGCAUGGAGCAAAGCAGUACGUGCAACGUGCUAUUGAUGCCGAACAACGACGCCGGCGGACUGCUGCGGCAUUGGCAUCCUCCGGCGCCACGCUUCAGGACACAGCGGCUGCUGCUACCGCUGCAUCGUGCGAGAUGCUCCCGCCGUUUCCCACGCCAAGUGCAACGGCGACGUAUAGGGACUUUUUUGGUCGCGUUAUAUCAACACCCAAAGUACCACAGACUCCUGCGUCAACAGCCCGUGCAUCUCCUAGCGCAUCGUCUCAUGGGCCGCGUGUGUUUUACCGGUACCAUGAAGGCUACUCAAAUGCUGUGCGUAAACCUAUCAAGCUUGCAGCUUUAUUAUAG